Plasmodium adleri (nom. inval.) is the source of this 4929-nucleotide messenger RNA. RefSeq names its product merozoite surface protein 1. NCBI's taxonomy places the organism in Eukaryota, Apicomplexa, Aconoidasida, Haemosporida, Plasmodiidae. Gene Ontology annotation, cellular component: membrane. The record is from RefSeq and is a predicted model, not a curated record. The coding region runs from base 1 to 4929 and encodes 1642 amino acids. The transcript has a single exon.
AUGAAGGUCAUAUUCUUUUUAUUCUCAUUUCUUUUUUUUAUUAUAAAUACAAGAUGUGUAACACAUCAAAGUUAUCAAGAACUUGUUAAAAAACUAGAAGCUUUAGAAGAUGCAGUAUUAACAGGUUAUAAUAUAUUUCAAAAGGAAAAAAUGGUCUUAAAGAAAGGAUCAAAUGGUUCAGAUGAUUCAAAUAAUUCAAAUGCUAAACCUUACAAUGAUUUAAAAAAUAGAGUACAAAAUUACUUGUUAACUAUUUAUAAACUUAAUUAUCCUCAACUUUUAGAAUUAGCAAAUCAUAUGAUGACUUUAUCUAAUAGCGAAGAUGGUUUGCAAUAUUUAAUUGAUGGAUAUGAAGAAAUUAAUGAAUUAUUAUAUAAAUUAAACUUUUAUUAUGAUUUAUUAAGAGCCAAAUUAAAUGAUGCAUGUGCCAAUGAUAUUUGUCAAGUACCUUUCAAUCUUAAAAUUCGUCCAAAAGAAUUAGAUAUGCUUAGAAAAGUUGUCUUUGGAUAUAGAAAACCAUUAGACAAUAUUAAAGAUGAUAUAACAAAAAUGGAAGCUUACAUUGAAAAAAAUAGAAAAACCGUAGAAAAUAUAAAUAAAUUAAUUGAAGACACUAAGAAAACAAUUGAUGAAAAUAAGAAUGCAAAGACAAAUGAAGAUGAAAAAAAAAAAAAAUUUUACCAAGCUCAAUAUGAUCUUUUUAUUUACAAUAAACAAUUAGAAGAAGCACAUAAUUUAAUAAGUGUUUUAGCAAAACGUAUUGAAACUUUAAAAAAAAAUGAAAAGAUAAGUCCUUUGCUUGAAAAGAUAAAUGAAAUUAAAAAACCCACCCCUCCCAAUUCUGGUAGUACACAAAAUGAUCUCUCUGAAGAGAAGAAAAAAGAAGUCGAGAAGCAUGAAGAAGAAAUAAAAGAAAUCGCAAAGACCAUCAAAUUCGAUAUUGAUAGUUUAUUUACUGACCCACUCGAAUCUGAAUAUUAUUUAAGAGAAAAAAGUAAAAAUAUUGAUAUAGGUGCAAAGGUUGAAACGAAUGUAGUAGUUGAAAAGAAUGAAUAUCCAAACGGAGUUACUUAUCCUUUAUCAUAUAGCGAUGUGAGCAAUUCAUUAAAUGAAUUAAAUGAAACAUUUGGUGAUUUAAUUAAUCCAGAUGAUUAUACAAAAGAACCAAGUAAAAAUAUAUUUACGAAUAAAGAUGAAAGAGAAAAAUUUAUAACUAAACUUAAGGAGAAAAUUGCAUUAGAAGAAAAAAGUAUUGAUUCUGUUAAAGAAUCUUACGAUAAAGGAUCCGAAUCUUUUAAGGAAACAAAAGAAAAAUAUGAAAAAUUACUUAAUGAGUUUUAUGAUAGUAAAUAUAAUAAUAAUGUAGAUAAAACGAAAUUCGGUGAUAUGAUGAGUGCGAGAUAUUCAUAUAAUGUUAAGAAACAUGAAUACUAUAAUACUUUUGCAUCCUGUGAAAAUUCUAAACAUAAUCUUGAAAAGUUAAAAAAAGCUCUUAAAUAUAUGGAAGAUUAUUCUUUAAGAAAUAUGGUAGCUGAAAAGGAAUUAAAUUAUUAUAAAGAUUUAAAAAACAAAAUAAAAGAUGAAAUUAAAAAAUUAGUUGAAAAUAUUAAAAAAGAUGAACAAGAAGUUUUUCAAAAAAAAGUAACAAAAGGAGAUAGUACAACCAAUGAAAAAAUUUUGGAAGUAUCUGACAUUGUAAAAUUACAAGUUCAAAAAGUUUUAUUAAUGAAAAAAAUUGAUGAAUUAAAAAAGACUCAAUUGGUUUUAAAAAAUGUAGAAUUAAAACAUAACAUACAUGUUCCCAAUUCUUACAAACCAGAAAAAAUGCAAGAACCUUAUUAUUUAAUUGUAUUAAAAAAAGAAAUUGAUAAAUUAAAAGUGUUCAUACCUAAGGUAGAAUCAUUGAUAGCUGCAGAAAGUGUUAAAACUGCUGGACAAACAGAAGAACCUUCGGACACUUCUGAAUCAUCAAACACUGGGGAAACAAGUGUACAAACAACUGUACACACUGAACAAGCAGGAGCUUCAGGAGAAACAGCAUCAGCGACAGAAUCAAAAUCACAAUUAAUAUCAACACCAACAUCAGCACCAGAAGGUUCAACAACAAUAUCAACAUCAACAUCAGCAGAAAUAGAAUCAGGAUCACAACCAGCAACAACAUCAGCAUCAACAGAAGUAACAACACCAGCAUCAACACCAGUAACAACAAAACCAGCAUCAGAAUCAGUAAAUGAUAAAACUGAAAAUGUUUCUAAAUUAGAUUAUCUUAAAAAAUUAUAUGAAUUUUUAAAUACUUCAUAUAUAUGUCACAAAUAUAUUUUGGUAUCACACUCAUCUAUGAACGAAACUAUAUUAAAACAAUAUGAGAUUACAAACGAUGAAGAAAAGAAAUUAAGUUCAUGCGAUCCAUUAGACUUAUUGUUUAAUAUACAAAAUAACAUACCUGUAAUGUAUUCUAUGUUUGAUAGCUUAAACAAUACUUUACCACAACUACUUAUGGAAAUUUAUGAAAAAGAAAUGGUUUAUAAUUUACAUAAACUUAAGGAUAAUGAAAAGGUUAAAAAUUUAUUAAAUAAAGAAAUGGAACCAGUACCUAAACCUGUAGAAACUGCUGCAAAUUCAUCAUCACAAUCCUCACCUUCAACAGAUUCAAGUACCAAAGAAGUAAAGGCAAGCGAUGAUACAUCAUCUUCUCCAACUUUGAAUAAUAAUUUAAAAGGACUUGCAAGUUUAUUGAAUCUUGGAGAAAGAAAAAAUAUAUAUGAAAAAUUAAUAGAAGAUCAAAAAGAUAGUGAAAAUUUUUAUGAUAAAAUAUUAAAAGAUAAUGAUACAUUUGAUAAUGAAUCAUUUAAAAAAUUUGUAAAAUCUAAAGCUGAUGAUAUUAAUACAUUGACUGAAGAAAAGGUAAAGAAGUUAGAAGAAGAAAUUAAGAAAUUAAAAGAAACUUUACAGUUAUCAUUUGAUUUAUAUAAUAAAUAUAAAUUAAAAUUAGAAAGAUUAUUUGAUAAAAAAAAAACAGUUGGUCAAUAUAAAAUGCAAAUUAAAAAACUUACUUUAUUAAAAGAAAGAUUAGAAUCAAAAUUGAAUUCACUUAAUAACCCAAAUCAUGUAUUACAAAACUUUUCUGUUUUCUUUAACAAAAAAAGAGAAGCUGAAAAAACAGAAACUGCAAACACAUUAGAAAACACAAAAAUGUUAUUGAAACAUUAUAAAGGACUUGUUAAAUAUUAUAGUGGUGAAUCAUCUCCAUUAAAAACUUUAAGUGAAGCAUCAAUUCAAACAGAAGAUAAUUAUGCAAGUUUAGAAAACUUUAGAGUAUUAAGUAAAUUAGAAGGAAAAUUAAAGGAUAAUUUAAAUUUAGAAAAGGAAAAAUUAUCAUUCUUAUCAAGUGGAUUACAACAUUUAAUUGCUGAAUUAAAAGAAGUAAUAAAAACUAAAACUUAUACAGGUAAAUCUCCAAGUGAAAAUAAUAAAGACGUUAAAACUGCAUUAGAAUCUUACAAAAGUUUUCUCCCAGAAGAAAAAAAGGUUGUAACAACUGUAAGUGAAAGUGCAGUCACCACAUCAGAAGGAAAUCAAGCAAACCAACAACAAUCAACUGGUGAAGGAUCAGAAUCAACAACACCAGUAAAAUUAGAAAAUUUCGAUGAUGAAGAAGACUCCUUAAUUGUCGUACCAAUUUUUGGAGAAUCCGAAGAAGAUUAUGAUGAUUUAGAUCAAAUAGUAACAGGAGAAGCAGUAACUCCUGUAUAUGAUAAUAUUCUUUCUGAAAUUAAAAAUGAAUAUGACGUUUUAUAUUUAAAACCUUUAGCUGGUGUUUAUAGAAGUUUAAGAAAACAAUUAGAAAAUAAUGUUAUGACAUUUAAUGUUAAUGUUAAGGAUAUUCUAAAUUCCCGAUUUAAUAAACGUGAAAAUUUUAAAAAUGUUUUAGAAUCAGAUUUACUUCUAUAUAAAGAUUUAACAUCAAGUAAUUAUGUUAUCAAAGAUCCAUAUAAAUAUCUUAAUGCAGAAAAGAGAGAUAAACUCUUAAAAAGUUAUAAUUAUAUUAAAGAUUCUAUAGAGAAGGAUAUAAAUUUUGCAAAUGAUGUUACUAAAUAUUAUAAAAUAUUAUCAGAUAAAUAUAAUAAAGAUUUAGAUUCAAUUAAAGAAUAUAUCAAAAAAAAACAAGAUGAAGAUGAACAAUAUAAAAAAAAAAAGAAGGAAGAAGAACAAAAGAAAGAAAAGCCAAAUGAAGGAGAAAUAAAGGGUGAAAAUGAGAAAUACCUUCCCUUUUUAAACAAUAUUGAGACCUUAUAUAAAACAAUUAAAGAUAAAAUUGAUGUAUAUGUAAUUCACUUAAACGCAAGAGUUCUAAAUUAUGCAUAUGAGAAAUCAGACGCAGAAGUUAAAAUAAGAAAACUUAAUAAUCUAAAAACAAUUCACGAAAAAUUGGAAGAAUAUAAAAAAGCUAACAAAUUAGAUGGAAUAAGUGAUUUAUCAUCUGAUAAAAAUAGUGAAUUAUUGAAAAAGUUCAUUCAAGAUGGUUUAGUUGAUGAAAGUCUUGCUAAGACCAUUUUAUCCAAUUUACUUGAUGGAAACUUUCAAGAUAUGUUAAACAUUUCACAACACCAAUGUUUAAAUACUACAUGCCCUGAUAAUUCAGGAUGUUUCAGACAUUCAAAUGGUACUGAAGAAUGUAAAUGUUUCUUAAAUUUCAAACAAGAAGGUGAUAAAUGUGUUCAAAAUCCAAAUGCUACUUGUGGUGAAAAUAAUGGUGGAUGUGAUGACGAUGCCACAUGUUCUCAAAAUGUAGAUACUAAAGAAAUUACUUGUAAAUGUAAUAACCCCAAUUCUUAUCCACUUUAUAGUGGUAUUUUCUGCAGUUCCUCCAACUUCUUAGGAAUAUCAUUCUUAUUAGUACUCAUGUUAAUCUUAUACAGCUUCAUUUAA